AUUUUUAAGUAACAGUUCUGAGUAUAAAUAGGCGUCUCGCCCCACGUGAUCCCCUUUCCGCUGGAAAACGCCAAGAUGGACGCCAGUCGCGUGCAGCCGAUAAAGCUCGCUAGAGUGACGAAGGUUCUUGGAAGAACCGGGUCCCAGGGCCAGUGCACCCAGGUGCGGGUUGAAUUUAUGGACGACAGCAACCGAUCUAUCAUCCGUAACGUGAAGGGUCCGGUCCGAGAGGGAGACGUGCUGACCCUGCUGGAGUCGGAGAGAGAGGCCCGGAGGCUGCGUUAGUCCAAAGACAGAAGAAGCGAAACAUCAGUCAAAGAGAAGACUUAGUGUCUGGAAUGUCUUUUUUGACAAUAAAAUAUUAAACUGUU
Paramormyrops kingsleyae is the source of this 371-nucleotide messenger RNA. RefSeq names its product ribosomal protein S28 (gene rps28). Gene Ontology annotation, cellular component: ribosome; cytosolic small ribosomal subunit. Gene Ontology annotation, biological process: ribosomal small subunit assembly; translation; maturation of SSU-rRNA. Lineage: Eukaryota; Metazoa; Chordata; Actinopteri; Osteoglossiformes; Mormyridae. Gene Ontology annotation, molecular function: structural constituent of ribosome. The record is from RefSeq and is a predicted model, not a curated record.